Siniperca chuatsi (mandarin fish) is the source of this 5061-nucleotide messenger RNA. Its product is annotated as HMG box-containing protein 1-like. Gene Ontology annotation, biological process: regulation of transcription by RNA polymerase II. Lineage: Eukaryota; Metazoa; Chordata; Actinopteri; Centrarchiformes; Sinipercidae. Bases 222 to 1736 code for a protein of 504 amino acids. The transcript is spliced from 13 exons. The record is from RefSeq and is a predicted model, not a curated record. Gene Ontology annotation, molecular function: RNA binding; DNA-binding transcription factor activity, RNA polymerase II-specific; RNA polymerase II cis-regulatory region sequence-specific DNA binding. Gene Ontology annotation, cellular component: nucleus.
CAGUAUUGAAUGAAUGGGCUUUUUGUGCGCAUGCGUGCAGGAUCUCAAAGUUUAUAAACAAGGCGGAGUCACAUGACGAGAAUAUUGUGAAAUAGAUUGGACUGAAACUCGUUCUUAUCAUGUUUACAUAUUCGAAACGGAAUAUUUCAACGUAUUGUAUACAAUUAUACCCAUAUUCUUCCAUCAAAUAGUGAAGUGGUAAAUACACUGGAGCUUUGAGAAUGUGUCUAAACUUAGUGACUGUGGACAUCAUGGUGUGGGAGGUGGUGACCCCAGCUGUGCUGUCCAGCGACCCCAAACACCAGAACGUGCGAGAUUCAGAGCCUCAGGGUGAAAACACAGUGACGAUGGAUGCAGAUGGAGACCAAUCGCAUGACCUGCUCUGCUGUGAGGAACGCCUCCCCUCCUCACCCGGCUUCCCCACCAGCGACAGUUACGUGGAAUACGACGACCUCCCAGACCUGCAGGAGGUUCAGGAGGAGGCGGAGCCAACAGCACCACCUGUCUACCAGGUGGACGUGGGUGUGUCACACCAGGAGCGACACGCGCACACACAGCCUCCUGACACACACUGGCUGACGCAGCUGGCUCACAUCGCCACCGGACCUCAGAGCCCACUGCUACAGGAGUCUCCUCACAGCAGCACCAGCAGUAAUCUACAUUCCUACGCUCGGCCUCCUCCCACUCUACCCAGCAGCACCAUGUCGCCCCCCAGAGGUCAUGACAGGGAGCGUCGUGGGCGCAGCAGGAAGAGCAGUGAAUGUGGUUCCGCAGUGUCAACCAGAUCCUCUCUGUCUGAUGAUGAAGACAUGGGCUGGAGCUUCUGCUGGCCACCCACCGCCUGGCACUGUUUUCUCAAAGGCACUCAUCUGCGUUUCCACAGCGGUUCUAAUGUGGAGUGGCAGGACGCGGAGGACCUGGACUCUGCGGAGGAAGACUCUGGUGAUGAGGAACAAUCCAGAUCUGUGAAGAGUUAUGGCUCUGAGGGUCUGCAGCUGGUGGAGCAUUCAGAGAUUGUGUUGUCUGGUCAGGCUGUCCUACAGCUGACCUUUGACCCCGGGGCAUUCGGACAUGCCCCCAUGACCGCUCGGUGCCAACUUGAUCACCCCUUCUACGUCAAAAACAAAGGCUGGUCGUCAUUUUACCCGAGCUUGACCGUGGUGCGUCAUGGGAUACCGUGCUAUGAAAUGGAGGUGGGAGGUGUGUGCCUUCCUCCAGGACACAGAGAUGCCAAACACACCGACGACUCACUGGUCUUUGACACAUUCAGGAGUUACGAUUUCACUCCUCUGGACUCCUCUGCGGUUUACGUGUUGAGCAGUAUGGCUAAACAGCGGCGCGCCUCCAGGUCCAGCAGGGGAGCUGUUUCUCCAGACAGAGACACAUUACAAGACGCCCACAGUCCCGGUCACUCCCACUCUUCUCGUCAAAAGCCAACCAAAAGCCAGCAUGCCAGCACAGCAGGAAGUAAUAAUGCCACGCCAAAUAAGUGCAAGCGGCCAAUGAACGCCUUCAUGCUGUUUGCCAAGAAGUUCAGAGUGGAGUACACACAGAUGUACCCAGGAAAGGACAACAGAGCGAUCAGCGUCCUCCUCGGUGAGCGGUGGAAGAAAAUGCGAAGUGAGGAGCGGCGGGCGUUCACCGUACAGGCCAAAGCCCUCGCAGACGAACAGAAAAGACUUAACCCAGACUGCUGGAAACGCAAACGAACCAACUCUGGUUGUCAGGGAAAUUAGGGCUGCAGACAAGAAGAGAGAACGAUGGGCACAGCCUGUAGGAGAACACACUCACACACACACACACGCACACAUUCAGCAGUGUCAAGGAAAAGAGAGCUAUGCGUAACCUAAUAUUAUGCUUCAAUAUUAUAUUUUGUUAACAACAUACUUGCCUUGAUCACCCAAAGUGAGGAUUUGAUUCAGACUUUAAGAUUCUCACAAAUCUUGUGACAUUAAAAAGAAAAGCAGUGUCUACUUUUUGUAGACAUUUUGAGCUGCUCUCAAGAAACGUCACUUCCCUUUCUCUUGCUUUUAAAAAGGUGCUAAAUGUAACCUUUUAAAGUGGUAUAAAUCAUUAUCUAGAACAUUACAUUUUAAUGCUACAGAGCACCGUAGCGCUCCCCUUCGGAGAGGACAUAUUUCCAAACUAAAUUAAGAAGCAGAUCAACUGGGUUUUAUCUAUGACUGGAGUUCAUCUUCACCAGUGAUUUUACAGGAAUGUGACAAAAAAAAAAGAGAUUCUGAUCAUUUUCAGUUUCUCAUCAUAAGCUUGAAACAGGUGGAAGUUGUGGUGCUGUAGCAUUUUAGGUAAAGUAGAGAAUGUAGCUAUUUUCCCCAAAUUAUAUAUUAUAUAUUAUAUAUAAAGAUAUAUACAGAGUAUUUUCUUUCCUGUAUUACUUGCAUUUGCACUCAGAGUAUUGCACAAGACUACAUACCGUACCAGUUCAAUUAAAAGCCGAGCCCUAAUUAGACGCCGGCCCCAUUUACUGGCCGGGUGUGGCUACACAUUUUGACAAAUAAACGCAGGUCUCAAUUAGACGUCGGGUCUAGUUUCAAAUCUAGGCAGGUUGAGUUCAGUGAUUGAAGCAAAUUAAAGCCUAGGCUAUUAAUUGAAGUUUUACGUUAUUUUAACUUUGCUUUUGUGUCAUUUAUCAUGUAAUAUUUAGUUACUAAACAAAUGUACACCAUAAAUUCCCAAAUAGUUGCCCUGGGGUUUUAUAUACCUCAACUUGAGAGAGAACCAGGCCGUCAUCCAACACAGGCCAUUAUGUCUAACUCCAAUUUAUAUACAUUUCUUCAACCACAUUUUUUAGUAAGAGGCCUCCCUAUUUUCUAAACAUUCAAAUCAUUUCCAGCAGUUCAGGGGAUAGAAUCCCUUCACUCCUCUGGAGGGCUUUUAUUUUGAAGAAGUGUUGAGUUUCCCCGACAGUUGCUUGAGAAAGUACAAAGAAAUAUACAGUGUACUGAUGGAAUUAAUGCUGUGGUUUUAUUAAGCUGACGGCCAUUGUAGUACAGGUACUGGUAAUAGCAUUCUCCCCUGGCCUUUAUUUAGUUUAUGGCAUUUAUUUGAGAAUUUGUGGUAAUUAAUACACAUUGUCAAAAGGAUAUAAAAUCACAUGGGUAUGUUACAGAAAACUGCCAUUGUAGCACAGGCAGCAGGAUGACACGAGGGCUUGAUUUGGAUUUGUCAGCCAUUAUCUACACUGCUGAAGUGUCGUUGAGCAAGACACUGGAUCCCCAGCAGCUGUAGGGGGCAACAGAAAAGAUACUCUAAGUGCAGGAAUUCAUAUGUCAUUGCUUUUGAUUCUAACAUCUUAAUGUGCCAUAAUACAAUUUCUUGUUGUUUUUUUAUCAAAGCAUAGUUUGUGUGUGUGUAUAAUCAAAGAAACAUUACAGGUGAGGGUCGAUGAGGGUUCAUGUUACUCAAGAUAUUUCCAGAGAAAGAUGGCUUCCACUGGCUAUCACAAAUAGUGAAAUGGAGAUCAUUUUUUUCAGUGUUUGUCUUGUUCCCGGAUAAAAUCAUAUACAAGAAAAGCAAGAAAAACUAUGGUUGUUUGGCCCCACCCCCUGUAGUUUAUCUCCUCCGAUGAGUUUUGAUGGCUUUACCUUAUGUUAAAAAUAGGAAAAGGUUAUAAAAACCAUUUCUAGCUUCUGUCAGGCGGGUAGUGUGCAUACUCAGAAAAUUCUGAACAUUUUGUGAGAGAUAGGAUGAGAAGAGACAGAUUAGGGCACACAUGAUGAACGUCAUUUGGAAAUUGAUAGGGCUGUGGGGACCCAGGUGUGUGAGGCUUUAGAAACAAUCACAUGACUGGAUGAAAGUGCUUGUAUUAACCUUCACAUAGAGUUAUAUCCAUGCAGUGUGAAGGCAGGAUGGGGAUCUGCUUGGGGUUUAAGUGCUUGAGACACAUUUUUACAGAAAUAGUAAUAACUGAAAUACUCCCGGGGUGGGCAUUCAUAUUCUUUCUGCAUAACGAGGUUUUAUUAACGCACUAUAUACACUUUAUCUAAUGUGACUGCUACAAUAUAAUGUGUAAUGGAAAAUAUUAAUAUGAUUAUAUAGAAAUAUAUAUUUUUGGUUUUGACUUAAUCUUUGUUAACCUUUCAUGGUUGUGCAUUGAUUAUUUAACCUUUGUUCAUCUUUACUAUCAUGUCAUGUACAGGUCGAUCAGGGGAGACAAUGCAAUACAAUGUAUUAUAGUAUGAAUAAAAGCAUGAUAAAUAUAUAAACAAAUUUGUGCUGUGUCUUUAAAUGAGACUGGUUAAGAAAAUGAAGGGAUAAGUUUGGGUCUAGAACAUUUUAUUUUUUUCCCUCCCAGAAAAAGAAAAGUUUAAAUCAUAGACAAAUCUUAAAUCAUGUUGCUUCAACAUGUUGCUAUAUACAGACUGCACCAGUUUAUGGCUGGAGAUACAGGUAUAGACAUUAAGCUGCUACAGUAAUCAGACAGAUAAAAAGAGAUAACAUUCCAUUAAAACUAUAAACAUGAUCAAUAUUUCCAGGCUAAAAUUAUCAAAUAGAAUCCACACAGUUAUAUAUAUGUGUAAAUGACUAGAAAAUCACUUUUUUAUAGUAAAAUAGAAAAUAUAUAGAGGUACAGUAUAAACAUACAGUAAUUUGGCCUUGUGAUGUAUUCAGGGAUAUUUACACAGAAAGACAUUACAGUUAGAUCUGGUUUGAAUCAUUGUCUGGUUCUGCUGCAGUAGCCUCUAUAUGAUUUGUGCCAUUUUGCAUCCCCAGAGGAGAUAAACAAAUGGCACAGAGUGGACGCAAAACAGGCACAAACAGAAGCUGCAACAUUGUUUUAAAGUGAUUCAGAGGUUGACUGAUCGUGUCUGACGCGGUGGAAACAUUUGAACUCCCUCAAAAUGAAAACAGUCAUUGCAAGUGGCACAGGGAUGCAAAAGAGCUGCAGGGAUCCAAAGUCACAUCUCUCAGCUUAAGUAUUUCAUCAGUCUGUGCCAGUGAGGUUUAAAAGAAUAAAAAGUCUCAUCAGUAAGUUCAGCUGUUUGUCUUUCUUUCCACUGAUUUGUCUCAUUGUCUAAACACUAAAUGUUUGCAACAAUA